Messenger RNA from Anopheles aquasalis, 2248 nucleotides. RefSeq lists its product as uncharacterized. NCBI's taxonomy places the organism in Eukaryota, Metazoa, Arthropoda, Insecta, Diptera, Culicidae. The record is from RefSeq and is a predicted model, not a curated record.
CAUUUCUUCUCGCGAAUCGUUUACAUCAUAUCACUUAUGAUGCCAGGCUUUAGUGUUGUCCUGAUUCAAUAGAUUAUUUUUCUUUAAAUUUUUGCUGCGAACGGAAUCGAUUAGAAACAGUAAAACUUUCAAUAGCGUAUGCUACGCCGUUCGUCGAAGCGUCACAUCACCAUAUGCUACUUAAUCGCUUAAUAAUCGAUGGUCAACCGUAACGGGGUGUCUGAAUAUAAAAGUGCUUGCAGUUGAGGUUUUAAGCUGUAGUGAGUGAAUGAAUACAAUAUUGAUUGCUCGUAGCAUCUAAAACACUCUAAAGUGUAAAGUGCAACCAAGCUGAAAAAGUGGGUAAGAGACCUUCUGUGCCCUGUUGUAGCGGAUUGUGGAGAGUACAACCUCAACGGAGCUAACGAGCUGUUUCUUCGGAGAUCCUGAGAAGCAUAUUCAACGAAGAUGAGUGCUCAAGAACGUAGAGCUUCAUUUGCGCGCCGUGCGGAGAGCCUGAUGGAAAAGCGAUAUGCAGUCAAUACGGAGAAGAGCGGAGAGAUCAUCGUUACAGUGCAGGGCGAUCUAUCGCAGCAGGAAAAGCGAGCUGUCUUCCUUACCGUGCAUGAUUUGGGAACGAACCAUUCCUCGUUUGAGGAGUUCGUCAACAGCGCGUGCAUGAUCGAAAUCAAAGAACGGUCAUGCUUCAUCCACAUCGAUGUGCCCGGCCACGCGGAUAAUGCACCCAAUCUGGCAGAAUCGUUCCAGUUUCCAUCGCUACAGCUGCUGGGUGAGGAGCUGAUCACGGUUCUGGACUUUCUGCACGUGAAAUAUGUAAUCGGUGUGGGCGAAGGGGCUGGAGCGAAUGUACUGGCCCGUUUCGGGCUAGCCCAUCCAUCGCGUUGCCUUGGGCUUAUCCUGAUCAACGUCACCGGUUCGGCAGCCUCGGUGCUGGAUGUAUUCAAGACGAAAUUCAUCUCCUGGAAGGGCGAUGAGGUUGGCCAGUCAGCUGAGGAUUUCCUGCUCUACCAUAAAUUCGGCUACCAACUGGUAGGCGAUAAUCCAGAUAAGGAAAAGAUUGUAGCAGAAUUCCAGAGCCGUCUGCACAGCUCGCUGAACAGCAAAAACAUCAAGCAAUACGUUAAAGCAUUUAUGUCGCGCAAAGAUUUGCCGCUGAAGAACUGUAAGGUCGAUCUACUGCUGAUCACUGGUAUCAUGAGCCCAUACGCCAGUGUCGUGGAGAAACUGUAUAAGGAUCUGAACAAGGAGAAAGUCACGCUGCUGAAGGUGGAACGAGCGGGUGAUGUGUUGGCUGAUGCUCCUGCAAAAGUUGCCCAAUCGAUCCUGCUGUUCUGUAAGGGACAGGGAUUACUGACCUCGGUAGCGAUGCCAGGAGUGGAUCGUAACCGUGCAUUCUCGACCAGUUCCGGUGGCUCGACCGAAGGUGCGGUUGGACCGAGGCGUCUUUCUCGCGGUAUGUCUAUGGAGGACUACGAUAAACCUAACAUCAGACGGCUCAGCGUUACGAUCAACGAGCAGCUGCCACCGAUUAAAAAGUAGAUUACUUUAUCGCUUUUCCCUAACCUUUUGUGUGAGAUGCUUCGGAGAGGAAUUUUAGUAAAUCAUCGGCAGGACCGCAACAAUUGAAACGAAUACAGAAGGAAACGAUAUUAAUCCGAGAUAUAUCAUCAAGUCUUUGGGAUUUUCUACUAAAAAACAAACACAAAUCUUAUACUAAACUACCCAUCCCAUCUGAACCCACCCCAUUGCAAUGGUAAUGGAUCUGUUUCUCCUUAAAAUUGCUGCUGUACCCAAGAGUCGUCUAGCAUAGUUUCGUGGUUUGACAGGUUUGCGUAGCACAAUUUCACAAAAAAGCAUGAUGUUGAUGCUCGUAGAAAGCAGGUGCAGCGCAUUCUAGACAUGACGCACCUGAUAGCAGUAGCAAUGGUCACUUUGAUAGCGAUCCGCCUUCUUGGAUCGAUUUGUAUGAUUUCUAGAGCCUAUACAUAUACAACUCUACACUUCACACACUGAAAUAUAAAGGAGAAGUAUAUAUAUAUACAUAUACAUAUAUAUAUUUAAAUUGGUCACUCUACUGUGCAAGAGUAGUGAGCCAGAGCGCGAUGCAAGGGGAAAGUAACAGUUUAAAAAUAUGUAGCGAGUAGAGCCAUCACGUUGUUGGAAUUCGUUCGGAAAGCAUAAAUUUAAAAAAAGAACGAAAUGGGAAAUCGUAACAAAACUAUACAUAAAUAUAUAUACACGGACUAUA